AUGGCCAGCACAUAUGAUUAUGCAUUACUGGAUUUUACGGCAACUCUGUGAGUCAUAAUUUUUUCUCUAAAAUAUUUUGGAAGAUUACUUAUUAUUUUUAGAUCGAGAGUUGAGAUGAAUUUUUCGGAGAAUCUUCAAUCAAUAAUUGAUACAUUCGCUAAUUCAAGGUAAAUAAUACACAAAUCGUAGAAAAGUGCAAAUCGGACAAAAAACUUUUUAUUUUUUUUGGUCAUUUAUCAAAAUUAUUAUUGGAUUUUUUUGAAGAACAUAGAGAAUACACAGAAAACCGGUUCAAAAUGAUGAGGACAUUUUUUUGUUUUUGAGAAAAAAAAAAGAUGUAGUACAAGCAAGUAGUCUAGUAUACAAACUUUGGCAAACUUUUUGAAUACAGUAUACGCAUGUUCCGGGAAGUUAUUAUUAUGUUUUUAGAAUGUUGACAGAAUUUGAGAAAAAAACACAUAAAUUGUGAAUUUAAAGAUAUUUUCAUAUGAAUCAUUUUCCGGAAAACCUGAAAAAAAUUGAAGAAAUAUUUGGCACACAAUUUUCGAUCUCACGAAAUUCCAGACUUGAUCUUCCGCUCAAACGAAUUUCCGAAAUCGCAAAAGUCCAUAGUCGCGCGGCAAGAAAUCUUCGAAAAUUGGAUUCCAAGAAAAAUGAACAUAUUAAUCUGUGGAAAGUUUGCAAUAUUUAUUCGGCUCUUUCUGUUGAUUUGGAUAAGGUAGAGUUCAGAAAAAAAAGUACAGUAUAAAAUUCUGAUUAUUUCAGGCGAUGAGAGAAACAAGACAACAUUUGAGAGCAAGAAUGUCAUUAGAUGGAGCUCCAAUUGAAAAACCAAAAAAACGAACGAUUUUUGAAAAUUUUCUUGGUGGAAAAAUAAUUGAUUCGAGUUUUGGAACUACUGGUUCAACAAAUACUAAUACAAGUUCGAAUAUAAGUUCUAAUCAAAAUGAAGAAAAACAUUCAAAAGUUUGGUUGAGAAGGUUUACAAGAGGAGAUGAAAAAAGAACUGCUUUCAGGUAAGAUUUUGAAAAAAUUAGAAUUUGAUGACACAGCUACCGGUACCGAGAUCUACAGUAAUCUGCUACACAUUUUGGAGUAGCCGCGUGUUUAAAAUUAAUAGUCUAAAACCACGCUGCUCAAGAGAAAUUUAAUCAAAAUUUAAUUUAAAAAACAUUUUCAGUGCUCGUCGAAAAGAAACAACAGCUUCAAUUGAUUCGGAAAAAUUUGAUGAAAUCGAUGAAAUAACAACUCCAAAAUCAACUCCUCAAACACCAGCUUCAAUUCGAGAUAAAGCAAAUCCAAGUCUAAAAUCAAGUCUAUCAUUAUCUUCGGAUGUUUGUCCACCAUCUCGUCGACCACCUCCACCACCAAAUCAAAAAUCAUUCAUUGAGGAACAUUCAUUGAGACAUUUGGAUGAUUCAGAUUCAAAUGAAAAAAGAGAAGUUAUUCGAAUUCAAAAAGAUGUUGAAGUGAAGAAAGAAAUCCAGAAAAAUGGUGAGUUAGGAAGGAAAAAGAAGGAAGAGAUUGUAUGCAAAGUUUGAAUUUUUUGGGUCGAAAAAUCUCCAAAAAAUUUAUUUCAGAAACAUGUGUGAAACUGUAUAGUUCGGAAUACGUGAAUAUAAAACCGCCCUUGGCUCAAAAACCCUCAAAACUCUACGAAACUUCUCCACAAAUAGUUCGUCUUCGCGAAUCAUCAGAUUCAUCGUCAUUUUCACCAACUGUGAUAACUGUUGAUUGUUCGCCAUCUCCAACACCAUCACCAAGAACCUAUUUCCAAACUGUGAGUUUUACUCGCAAGAGAUUACUGUAUAUCAAAUGUGAUUUUUUUGAAGAUCGAACCUCCAAGUUCUCAAAGAUCAAGUUCUUCUGCAUAUUCAUCCAAUUAUUCAACAACUUCUUCAUCAAAUAUAACCAAUUUCCAAAUUGAUUCCAGGUAACAAUUUCAAUUUUUCGAAUAUAAAAAUUCCAACCGAUUUAAUUUAAGACCACAAUCACAAAUCGAACAUGCUCGAAUGAUAAGAAUUGAAUCACGAGAAGAUAUCCAAAAUCGUUUUUAG
This is a messenger RNA of Caenorhabditis angaria, 2057 nucleotides long. NCBI's taxonomy places the organism in Eukaryota, Metazoa, Nematoda, Chromadorea, Rhabditida, Rhabditidae. The record is from the annotation of a GenBank genome assembly.